CACAGUUCCAACCCCAGCGUCGCCUUGCGCGUCUCCGCCCAACCCCGAUCACCCCCGCCGUUUCACGAACGCAUAAUUACACAAUGGCGAAGGACAAGCUCGGCGAAAACGAUAAGCCCGACUGGUCAGGCCCGACCGCCACCAAGUUCGACAAUAAAGCGUACAGCGAGUAUUUUGACCCGUGCCAGGAGGCGGCGGACAAGAGUAUCCGAUGCCUGAAGCGGAAUGGCGGCGAGCGGGCCAUGUGCAGUGAUUUCUUCCAGGCGUAUCGGGAUUGUAAGAAGCAGUGGAUGGAGGCUCGCGCCGAGGCGAAGCGGAAUAAACCAUGGUUCUAGGUAGACUAAGGCAGCGCACGAUACGGCGAGGGGGUCGCAUGUAUAUAUUCCUCUCUGGGCAUUGGGUCGGAGUUUGGUGUUGUGAUGUGCGUUGAGGAGAUGCACGGUGUACGAUACGAUGUACUACGAAGGAAGGGGAUACAUCGAUCUGGAAUGAGGCCGCGGCCCGUCUUGCUUUAUUUCGCAACGGAUGUACGCAGUUCCGAGAGCUUGUGUUGGAGUGCCCGAAGCGAGAACUACUGGUGGAAUGGGCGGUGAUAUGUACGAUAAUACUUGAUGAAGCUGUCACAUACGACCAUAGGACGUUGAAAACAAGGUCUCCUGUCCGGUCCGC
Messenger RNA from Didymella exigua CBS 183.55, 669 nucleotides. RefSeq lists its product as uncharacterized. Bases 84 to 335 code for a protein of 83 amino acids. The record is from RefSeq and is a predicted model, not a curated record. The transcript is spliced from 4 exons. Lineage: Eukaryota; Fungi; Ascomycota; Dothideomycetes; Pleosporales; Didymellaceae.